Molecule: messenger RNA, 3756 nt
Organism: Pantherophis guttatus
Lineage: Eukaryota; Metazoa; Chordata; Lepidosauria; Squamata; Colubridae
Source: RefSeq, a predicted model, not a curated record
ACCAGGUCUUCAAGUUAAACCUUCUCCUAGCUGACUCUCUUUGGGUCUCUCUUGUUUUUGGGGUGGCCCAUUGUCUCUGAGAAGGAAGAAAGGGGAGCCCAUUCUCCAAAGCUCCUGAAGGCAGGAGAAGAAGCAACAACAGAUGGACGCUCAUCAAGGAGAGAAGCAACUUAGAAGCCUCGCCUGGAACUGCUGCUUUCCUCCAGGGUGGUACAACCUGAAGAGUCAUUCCUGAGAACUUUGCACUUCCAAACUUUUCAAUGAUGCCUUUUCCCCUGGACGGCCAUCUUCUGUAGAACAAUGAAAGCCUCAUGGGUCAAGAUUGCCCUUACUCUGGGGAUUCUCCUGGACGAGGCCUUCAAGUUGGCUGCCCCAGAGGUUGGACCACGCAGGAACCUCUCCAGCGCACUUUCGACGGGAGCAUCUGGAACAUCGCUUCUGACAAAUCUCCCACUUACGAAUACAAACCAAUUCACGUUUCCAACAGUUGCCUCUUUCGAGACGAGCUUCAACGUUGCCGCCACAGCCCAAAGUCGGAAGAUCCUGGAUCCCUCGGUUCCCACCCCUUCAAUCCCCUCGGAUGGUUCACCCUGUAGCAAAUUCAAAGCGGAUAUCGCUUUUCUAGUGGACGAAUCCUCGAGCAUCGGUCCAGACAACUUUAUCAAAGUGAAGGAUUUCCUCUUCCACCUGGUUUCAAAUUUCCCUCAAAUUGGGCCUGAAGGUACCCAGAUUUCUGUAGUUCAAUACAGUGAAAAGCCGAGGACCGAAUUCCACUUGAACACUUUUCCGGACCGGAUCCGAGUUCAAAACGCUCUCAAGAGGCUCGUCUAUAACGGUGGGAACACGAAGACUGGCAGAGGGAUCGCUUACGUGCUGAAAGAAAUAUUUCAAGUCUCCAAGGGAAUGAGGCCUGCCGUCCCACACAUCCUGAUCUUGCUGACCGAUGGCCCCUCCCUGGAUGAAGUGCUGCCCCCAGCUACACUGGCUCACAUUCUAGGAAUCCAAAUAAUUCCUGUAGGGAUUUCAGGCGCUCACGUGGAGGAAUUGAAGCAGAUCCUCCUACAUCGGAAUUUAGAACGUCUCUUUCACGUUGACACUUUUGACGAUUUGACCCAAAUCAUCAAAGAACUGGUGGAAAUCAUUUGUUUGGGAUCCUGGCAAGGGAACAGAGAUAUGCCGGAGCAUUUGAAGUUGGCCGGCAAAGCUAUGGGCCCCACAGAACAGCUGUUUGAUGAGCCAAGGAGGUCAACCGUCGCCAGUUCCCCUCCUACUCACCUGGCAGCGUUCGCCACGCAAGGACCUUGUGACCCACAAUGCUUGGAGAGCUUUGUGGGAGGAAGUUUACGCCGAGGAGGAGGCUACGACCCGUUUGCUUUCGCCACCAAGGGGGAAAAAGGAGAACGGGGAUUUCCGGGAAAAGAUGGGAUCCCGGGAUUACCUGGCAGACCUGGACGAGUGGGCCCACCAGGCUCCCCUGGAUUAAGAGGACUCCCGGGCAUACAAGGAGACCAAGGACUUCCUGGAUUCCCAGGCCCAUCUGGGUCUAAAGGAGACAGAGGAGAACCAGGAUACGUGCUUGGAAGCAUGGAGGUCAUCUCAGGAAAAAGCGGACAUCCAGGUCCUCCUGGCCAAAAAGGGCAGCCGGGGGUUCCCGGUGUAGCAGGCCCGCCAGGUUUGCCAGGCCUAUCUGGACCCCAGGGACCGCCUGGCUCGUCAGUGAAGGGUGAAGCUGGAGACCCAGGCCUCAGAGGUCCCCGAGGCAGAAGCGGGGUCAAAGGAGAGAAAGGAGGAAGAGGAGAAUUGGGGAAACCUGGCUUACCUGGUCCAAUCGGACUGGAUGGUCCACCUGGACUUCCGGGAGCCAAAGGUGAAAAGGGCGAGGUUGGAAUCGGACUGAUGGGGAUGCCAGGGUUAAAGGGAAACGAAGGAGAUAAGGGAAUUAUGGGGCAUCCAGGACUCCAGGGGCCAAAAGGGGAGCAAGGAUUUCCUGGGGAAGAAGGACCCCCUGGCUUAAGGGGAAAAAGGGGACAAGAUGGGAUCAAGGGAGAAAAGGGACUCUUAGGCCCUGAGGGACCAAAAGGAGACCAAGGCAUUCAAGGAUUUCCCGGUGCUCCAGCCAUGGGGGUGGUGGGACCUCCAGGGAAGAAAGGUGUACGAGGGGAAAUUGGGCCGGUGGGACUUCCAGGACCAAAAGGCCACCAGGGGGAAGAAGGAGAAAAAGGUGAAAAGGGAAGCCCCGGAUUUGGGAUUCCCGGUCAACUGGGAUUGAAAGGUGAACCGGGAGAAAGAGGGAAUGUUGGUUUAUCUGGCAAGCCAGGGCAAAAGGGAGAAGAAGGAAAGAAAGGGGAACCUGGAAUCCAGGGUGCCACUGGAGAGAAAGGCGAUAAGGGCGAAACUAGUCUUCCCGUGGAAAACACCAUCUUCAUCAAAGGCGAGAAGGGGGACCCUGGACCAGUUGGCAAAGGAAUGGAUAUCAAGGAUCUGGAACGACUUUUGGAAGCUUAUGGGAUCAAGGGUGAACCAGGUAUUGGUUUCCGUGGUCCGGUUGGCCAAGCUGGAGCUCCUGGACGUAAGGGUGAACCUGGGGUACCAGGGCCCGCCGGAGCACAAGGCAUACAAGGAAUUCGGAGUAAUCCUGGUAUCCCGGGGUCCCAGGGAGAAAGGGGCUCUCCAGGCCCACCUGGAGUUCCUGGGCAAAAGGGGGAACAAGGGAAAAGAGGCCGGACUGGAUCAAUGGGACCGAGAGGACCUACUGGAUCUCCCGGAACAGAGGGAAAGCCAGGGGCUCCAGGGAUGAAAGGCAACAAGGGGGAGAGUGGUCUUGGCAAACUGGGUCCCAGAGGUUACCAAGGUGUUCCUGGCCCACAGGGGGAAGAAGGAACCGUCGGUCUUCGGGGGCCUCUGGGGGUGACGGGAGAGAAAGGGCCUGCUGGUUUAAAAGGAGAGAAGGGUGACUUUGGUGUUCCUGGUCCCAAAGGAGAGAAAGGAGAUUCGAUCACAAUGUCUGGACCUCAAGGCUACAAAGGCAACAAAGGAGAUCCGGGCGAACGGGGUCUUCCUGGUUUUGAUGGAGACAAGGGCGAGAAAGGGGAAGACGGACCUUUCGGAGAAAAGGGGAUGAAGGGAGAUCCGGGGGCCAAAGGAGUCAUGGGUUUAUUUGGCAGGAGAGGACCGGUGGGGCAGAAGGGUGAAAUUGGAGAACCUGGUCUGAUUGGAUUUGCUGGAACUGCGGGUCUGAAUGGGAGGAAUGGAGCGAAAGGGGAAAAAGGAGAUCGAGGCAUGCAGGGGCAAAAAGGAGAGCCGGGUGAAAAAGGACUUCCUGGAUUGGCUGGAGACACUGGGCGGAAAGGUUCAAAGGGUUUACGUGGUUUGCAAGGAAAGACGGGAUUUCCCGGGUCAGACGGAGUGAAGGGGGAAGGUGGCAUCACUGGCAAACCAGGAAUCCCAGGUGCAGAAGGAAACCAGGGACCAAAGGGCGAACGCGGCUUGUCCGCACUGAUGGUCCCGAAGGAAUUUUUGGCCAGAAAGGAGAAAAGGGUGCUAAAGGUGUUCCGGGUUUGGCUGGUUUUAAAGGGCAAGGUGGCCUACCUGGCAAGGCGGGCGUUCCUGGGCCACCGGGGAAUCAAGGACCACCAGGUGAUCCAGGGUCGCAGGGCGAAAGAGAAGAAGAGGAAGGCCCUCGCUCUGCCUCCGGGGACCCCCGGGGACCCCCGGCAAGAAAGGAGGAACGGUGAGGAUUUGAUCGUCAGAGAGUAG